This is a messenger RNA of Emericellopsis atlantica, 2053 nucleotides long. Its product is annotated as allantoate permease. Gene Ontology annotation, molecular function: transmembrane transporter activity. Gene Ontology annotation, biological process: transmembrane transport. Bases 388 to 1929 code for a protein of 513 amino acids. The record is from RefSeq and is a predicted model, not a curated record. The transcript is spliced from 4 exons. Gene Ontology annotation, cellular component: membrane. NCBI's taxonomy places the organism in Eukaryota, Fungi, Ascomycota, Sordariomycetes, Hypocreales, Bionectriaceae.
ACGUGAGUGGUGGCUGGGAAGUCGAACCCCCUGGAAAUUGAGGGCGGGCCGUCCGCGCAUCCUUUGACCAUGCACCCACCCUGAUCACCACCACGCUCCAUUCAUUCCAUCACGGCUUCGGUAGGCGACGCGUCUCACCUGCACAUGUCUCCGAUGCAUAAGGCACUCGCACACCGCACUGCUUGGCCUGGCAUGGGCCGAUCGACAGACAGCACAGGCCUUUUCUCUACCGGCGACAGGCUCUUGCUUCAUCUGACGAGGUGAGGUGAGGUGAGGGUGCCUGGCUUUCCACCAUCCAUUUGAUCCCUCCAGUCCUUCUCCUUCUUAUCACCCAAGUGAUCACUGUUGUUUUCGAUCCUCAGAGACUUCUGUUGCGUGCUCGUCACCAUGUCUUUGCAGAGCGACCACUCGAUCCACGAUGACAAGGCGCCUCGGAUAUCCUCCAGUGUUCCGCAUGAGUCCUCGGCAGCAGCAGCCGCCGCCGACAAGAACGUAGAUGGCGCGUGGCAGUUUUUGGACCAGCACCGCGAUGCCGAGGGCGCCGGUAUCGAUCUCAAGGCGCUCAGGCGCAAGGUUGACUGGCACGUUGUCCCUCUCAUGUUCUGCUGCUACACCAUGCAGUUCCUCGACAAGGUCAUCCUCAACUACGCCGCCGUCAUGGGCCUGACCACGGACCUGGGUCUCGUCGGCAACCAGUUCAGCAACAUUGCCACAUUUCUCUUCGUCGGCCUUCUCUGUUUCGAGAUCCCCAACAUCUGGUUCCUGCAGAUGGUCCCGGCCGCCAAGUGGCUGGGCCUCAACGUGACUCUAUGGGGCGUCGCAACGGCAUGUGGUGCGGCCGCCACGGGCUACAAAUCCAUCCUGGUCUCGCGCAUCUUCCUGGGCGUCUUUGAAGCCACCGUCGGCCCGUCGCUGAUGCUGAUCAGCAGCCAGUGGUACACAAAGUCCGAGGCCGCGCCCCGGUUCUCCUUCUGGUACCUGGGUCUCGGCCUGGGCCAGAUUGUCGGCGGUGCCAUCUCGUACGGCUUCCAACACAUCCCCGCCGGGCAAGGCCUCGCCGGCUGGAGGAUCAUGUUCAUCACACUCGGCGUCGUCACCGUGGUGAUCGGACUAAGCACGCUGGCCUUUAUGCCGGACACGCCCAUGAAGGCCAAGUGGCUGAGCGAUGCCGAAAAAGUCGCGCUGCUCAAGCACGUGAGCGUCAACCAGACGGGCAUCGAGAGCCGCAAGUUCCGUCCCAAGCAGAUUGUCGAGGCCCUUUUAGAUCCGCAGAUGUGGCUGUUGACCGUGUCGGUGGUCCUGCUCUCCGUGUCGAGUGGCGUCGUGACAACCUACUCGGCCACGCUCAUUCGCAACCUCGGCUACGUCCCGAAGCAAGCCGCCCUCAUGAACAUGCCCUCGGGCGUCGUGAGCAUCUUCUUCACACUCCUUGUCGGCUUUGGCAUUCGCAAGGGCGGUCACCGCUGGGCGUGGAUCAUUGCUUGCAUUAUCCCUGCCAUCCUGGGCGGCGCCCUCAUGUCCUUUCUGCCGCCUACGAACCGCUCUGGCGUUCUCGCUGGUGUAUAUCUGGUCAACGCCGUUGUGGCCCCUUUGACGAUCUUCUACAGCUGGACGGCAGCCAACUUUGGUGGUGCCACGAAGCGCGCCUUUGCAACCGCCAUUGUCAGCGGCUCCUUUUCGCUCGGCAACAUCAUCGGGCCCCAGACCUUCCAGGCCCGCGACGCACCCGAGUACCGGCCGGCCAAGCUCGCCGUCAUGGGCACGCAGGCCGGCUGUGCGCUCACCACGUGCCUGCUUUUCGCGUACUACGUAUGGAGCAACAAGCGCAGGGAGGGCGAGCAUGUCGCAAAGGAAGGGGAGUUUAUGGACCGCGAGGUCUGGGCUACGCUGACGGACCGCGAGAACAAGGCGUUCCGGUACACGUACUGAGAUCAGCAGGCGGAAGCAAGUGUACAUUAAUCUGAUGGUAUUUCAACAGCGAGGCGCCAAACCCCGGAAUAUAUAUAUAUAUACUUUGGUAUCGACAAGAGACAAGUUGACGUUUAUAGACGCG